UCAUCACGUUGUCUUCACAUUUACAUUAGCCAACUCAUGUUAUCAUAAUAGAUAGAUGAUGAUGGAGAUAUAUAUUUGCUACAUCCUAUGGAUGUUGUGUGCAAUCUUUGUUCAUGGGCAGCUCCAACAAGGCUUCAUAAGCAUUGAUUGUGGCACUUCCGUGAAUUUCACAUACCUAGACAUUGAUACUGGCAUUUCCUAUGCUCCUGAUGAAGCUUAUAUAGACAAUGGGAUUAACAAGAACAUCUCUUCUGAGUAUGCAUAUCCAAACAAUCUCAACCUGCCUUACCCACUUUCUGAUCUUAGAAGUUUUCCUCUUGGAAACAAAAAUUGUUACACCUUAAAGCCCCCUGUUGGAAAAGGCAAUUUGUACUUGAUAAGAGCUUCAUUCUUGUAUGGAAACUAUGAUGGACUAAACAAGUUACCAGAAUUUGACAUCUAUUUUGAUGUCAAUCUUUGGUCCUCUAUAAAAUUUAGUGAAGCUUCUGAGACUGUCAUAACUGAGAUUAUUGGUAUUGCACAAUCAGACAACAUUCACAUUUGUCUCGUGAACAAAGGCUUGGGAACUCCUUUUAUUUCAGCCUUGGAGCUUAGACCUCUAAAUAAUUCAAUUUAUGAUACCGAGUUUGGGACAUCUGCUUCAUUAGUACUCUUCCAAAGAUUGGAUGUUGGAUCAACCAAUGGAAGUGGAAGAUAUAAAGAUGACAUUUAUGAUCGCCUUUGGUCCUCCUACAUGCUUCCUACUUGGGAUUCAAUCACCACUUCAACAGCGAUAAAUAAUAAUAAUAAUGGCUAUCAAGCACCACAGGAAGUCAUUCAGACAGCUGCUAGGCCAGCGAAUGAUAGUGAACCCUUGAGAUUGUAUUGGAGUAUCGAUGAUCCUAACUCUCAAUUUUAUGUAUACUUGUACCUUGCUGAAGUGGAGCAGCUUGAGAAGAACCAGUCGAGGAAGUUCAAUAUAUCUUGGAAUGAUCCACCGUUGUCUACGCCGUUUAGUCCUCGUUACUUACAUGCAACCACAAUAUCUAGUCCAAGAGCCUUGGUGGGUAAAGAGCACUGGAUUUCUAUAUACAAAACAGAGGAUUCAGCCCUUCCACCCAUCCUCAAUGCUGUUGAGAUUUACUUGGUUAAACAGCUAAAUGAAUCGUCAACAUUCAGUGAAGAUGUUGAUGCUGUCAUGAAUGUCAAAACAAUGUAUAAGAUAAGCAAACACUGGGUGGGUGAUCCCUGCGGGCCAAAGAAUUACUCUUGGGAAGGUCUAAUAUGCCAAUACAAUGGUUCAGUUCCUCCACGGAUAAUCUCAAUGAACCUGACCUCAUGUGAUUUGACUGGGACCAUUGCAGCUUCUUUUGCAAAGCUCUCAUUACUGGAAUCCUUGGAUUUAUCAAACAAUAGCUUAACUGGACCAGUACCUGAAUUUUUGGAAGAACUCAAAUAUUUGAAGUUCCUGAAUUUGAAAAACAACCAAUUAUCAGGUUCUGUUCCUACGGCUCUUAUUGAAAGAUCAGAGGCUGGAUUACUUACAUUGAGUGUGGAUGAUCAAGUGGAUGACCAAAAUGUUUGUAGCUCAAGUUCAUGCAAAAACAAGAAGACAAAUUAUGUUCCAAUACUAGCACCAACAAUGUCAGCAUUGGUCCUCUUUAUUGCUUUGCUUGUCAUUUGGAAACUGAGAAGAAGAAGGAAAUCGGCUAAAGAGUUGGUUGUCUCCAGCAAAAAACAUAUCAUAGUAUCAAAGAAGAGGCAAUUUACUUAUGCUGAGGUUUUAAAGAUUACAAACAACUUCAAUACUGUCAUUGGGAAGGGAGGAUUUGGGACUGUGUACCAUGGUCAAAGGGCAGAUGGCACCCAUGUUGCAGUUAAGAUGCUCUCUGCAUCAUCAUCUCAAGGGCCUAAGGAAUUCCAAACUGAGGCUGAGCUCUUAAUGACAGUUUACCAUAGGAACUUGGCAUCUUUUGUUGGAUACUGUGAUGAUGGUGACAACAUGGCACUAAUUUAUGAAUAUAUGGCUAACGGCAACCUAAAAGAUUAUCUUUCAGAUACACGUUCACAUACCUUGAGUUGGGAGAUGAGACUCCACAUUGCAAUUGAUGCUGCACAAGGACUAGAGUACUUGCAUCAUGGAUGCAAGCCACCUAUAAUACACAGAGAUGUAAAGUCAGCCAACAUCCUUUUAAGUGAGAGCUUGGAUGCUAAGAUAGCAGAUUUUGGUCUCUCCAAGGUCUUUCCAAGUGAUAACCAAAGUCAUGUAGAAACUACAGUCAUGGGCACAACUGGAUAUCUUGACCCUGAGUACUACAAUUCUCGAAAGUUAAAUGAGAAAAGUGACGUCUUCAGUUUUGGGAUUGUUCUGUUAGAGCUAAUCACUGGCCAACCUGCGAUUGUAAAAAAUGAUGAACCAAUCCACCUGGUGCAUUGGGUGAGUCCUAAGCUUGAAAUGGGGGAUAUAGAAAGUGUUGUUGAUAAAAGGUUGCAGGGAGAUUUUGAUGUGAAUUCUAUCUUGAAAGCUUUAGAAUUAGCAAUGACAUGCACUACACCCACCUCCAGUCAAAGAGCUGCCAUGAGUCUUGUGUUAUUAGAACUAAAAGAAUGUUUAGCAAUGGAAUUGUCUCGUAGUCAAGAGAAAAAUAUGGGUUUAAGGGAGGAGAUCACUACUAAAUCGUACAAUUCAUCUGAAGUGUAUUCUAAGGAUAUUGAUUCCAUGACUGGUCCAUUAGCAAGGUAGAUUUUUUUUGGGGAGAAUUAAUGGUAGAAGCAAGGUAGAUUUAGAUGGUCUAAUUAAGUUAA
Quercus lobata is the source of this 2784-nucleotide messenger RNA. RefSeq names its product probable LRR receptor-like serine/threonine-protein kinase At4g29180. Bases 56 to 2722 code for a protein of 888 amino acids. Gene Ontology annotation, biological process: protein phosphorylation. The transcript has 12 exons. Gene Ontology annotation, molecular function: ATP binding; protein binding; protein kinase activity. Lineage: Eukaryota; Viridiplantae; Streptophyta; Magnoliopsida; Fagales; Fagaceae. The record is from RefSeq and is a predicted model, not a curated record.